Molecule: messenger RNA, 828 nt
Organism: Microthlaspi erraticum
Lineage: Eukaryota; Viridiplantae; Streptophyta; Magnoliopsida; Brassicales; Brassicaceae
Source: the annotation of a GenBank genome assembly
AUGGCAAGCUUGGGAGAAUCAUCCUCAGAGAUGGAAGGCGCGCACCCACCGGCGAUUCCACAACCUUCGCCGGAGCAGAAUCUGAUUUCUUCGAUUCCAAGUGCUAAGAUCGCGACGACGACGGUUGAAAAUGCGGCUUCCUGGAUCGACGACGCGAUGCGUGAGGCGCUGGUGUACCAGAAAACCAUCCUGGAGUCACUGGACUCUACCAUUGACGCCUCCAAGUCUCGAUUGUCUCAAAUUCGUGACACUUCCGUGGCUCACACGAGCCAAACCAUUGAUUCUCUUAAAGACAUUGCUUCUGAGUAUAACGUUUACGAGCAAAUGGUAUUUGGGAAGAUUAAAGAGGGUGUAAACCUUGCUGCAUCUCGUCCGGUAAUAUCAGGCACAUUAGCUUUUGGAGUUGGGAUUUUUGCUCUUAAAAAGACGAGACGAUUUGUAUAUCACAGUACUUUACGCAUGUUCUUAAGCGAAGAGGCUUUGCUUGCCAGAGCUGAUCUUAAAGUAAAAGAGUUGAGACAAUCAAUGGAUCGUCUCAAAGCCGAAAGUGACAAGUUAGAGAGAGUUGCAACUGUGGCAGAAGAGGAGUUUACUAGAGGAAGGACGAAACUCAGACAAGCCGGCAUGCAGAUCCGAGGUGCGAUCCGCUCAGCUUAUAAGAUUGAAAAGCAAGCAGCAGGUUUGAAAGAUGUACUAAAAGAAUUGCCAACGAGAGAAGCUUCUCGAUUCCGCUCUCUAAUAUCGAGCCGUGCCUCUGAAACGAAGCAAGAGAGAAACGCUUUGGCAAAGGAAGUGAACAAGAUCAGCAACUACGGUAUCUCCGUAUGA